AUGCACUCGUCGACUGAAUCUACUGCCAAGGUUGCAGUCCCCGGCAUGGCCCUGCCAGGCGCGAACGAGCCGGCCAUGGCGCUGGAAACUAUCCCCAGGGCACUGACUGCUACUGGUUUUGUCGUCCCGGGGCGGCAUGGCGGCGGCAGCGGCGACAUCGCGGCGGCGGCGGCGACUCGCUCGUCCGGGAAUCCUGCUGCGGAUCCCUCCGGAAGCAGCGGCAGCAGCAGUAGAGCGGGACAUGAUCAUUGCAGCCAAUUUCGUGUGCUGGCUGCUCUCCCGGCGGCGGCCCCUCCCGCCGACAGCGGCACUAAUAAACUGUCAAGGUCGUCGUCUUCCGUGCUGAGGAAGCUGCUGAGCCCUCGCGGUCUCGAUGACGACAACGAGGAUGCGGGGGCAUCGCGCAAGAAUCAUCGGCCCCGCCGCUCUUUCAGCUGCCCUAGUCGUAAAACGGCCAAGCUUGCAACGGACGACAGAAAUUUUUCGGGUCCCAGGUGCUGUGGCGGCGGCAGCAGCACGGCCGCGUGGCUACUCGAGAACGCGGUCAACAACCUCCUCGGCGGCGUCAUCACCAGGUUCCAGCAGGGCCUACGGGCCGGCGACUACAAUGACGGAGACUUGGCGGCGAAGAACGGCCACAUGCACAUCGUGACGCGUGUGGCGACCACGUUCUCCGACCGGGCGAUGGCGCUGGCCGCGGCGCAGGGACACCUCGAGAUGGUCACGUACCUCCACCGCAGCAGGGAGGAAGGCACGACGACGGAGGCGCUGGACUCGGCGGCGACGUCGGGGCACCUGGAGGUGGUGGAGUUCUUGCACGAGAGCCGGCGGGAGGGUUGCACGACGAGGGCCAUGAACGGAGCCGCAAGCAACAACCACUUGCACGUGCUCGAUUUUCUGCACAAGAACCGCUCGGAAGGCGCAACGGCGGCAGCGAUCGACUCCGCCGCCCACAAUGGGCACAUCCAAGCGGUGCGAUGGCUCACCUCCAACAUACCCUCCCUCGCCGCCACCACCGCGGCGAUGGACGGUGCCGCCUGCGCCGGCCACCUGGAGGUCGUGAAGUACCUGCAUGAGGCUCGCGGCGAGGGCUGUACGACGGAGGCCAUGGAUGCGGCUGCCCGGAGAGGCCACUUCGAGGUGGUCAAGUUCUUGCACGAGAACCGCGAGGAAGGGUGUACGACUGCCGCGGUGGACAACGCCGCCUCUGGUGGACACUUGGGUAUCCUCAAGUUCCUGGUGUCCAACCGCGGGGAAGGCGGCACCGUGUACGCGAUGAUCCUGGCGGCCUGGCACGGCCACCUGGACGUGGUGAAGUGGCUGCACCACAACCGUGAUGAGGGAUGCACGACCAGCGCCAUGAACGGAGCGGCGUACAACGCGCACCUCGAUGUGGUCAAGUGGCUGCACGUACACCGGAGCGAGGGGUGCACGAAGUCGGCGAUGGACGUGAGUGCCAUGCACGGCCACCUGGAGGUGGUGAAGUGGCUGCACGAGAACCGUCCCGAGGGCUGUUCCACGAACGCCAUGGAUUGGGCCGCGAAGGAGGGGAAGCUGGAGGUUGUCCAAUGGCUGCACAACAACCGGUCGGAAGGGUGCACCCAGGCGGCCGGUGAUUGGGCGGCCGGAAACGGCCACGCCGACGUCCUAACGUGGCUGCUCUCCAAGCGGCGGGUAGGGCACAGCCCUCGCGCCGUUGACUGGGCGACCAAGAACGGGUACUCGGACACGGUGGCCCUCCUCGAAGAACACCGAGACAGACAACAACGGUAG
Messenger RNA from Ectocarpus siliculosus, 1773 nucleotides. The record is from the annotation of a GenBank genome assembly. NCBI's taxonomy places the organism in Eukaryota, Phaeophyceae, Ectocarpales, Ectocarpaceae.